Molecule: messenger RNA, 2919 nt
Organism: Amoebophrya sp. A120
Lineage: Eukaryota; Dinophyceae; Syndiniales; Amoebophryaceae
Source: the annotation of a GenBank genome assembly
GCUAAGUGUUUGCUCUUGCAGAUAGCCUCAACGAUGACGAUGAUCCCGGCACUGGUUCCUCGAAACUCGAAUUGGUCGAAUUUCUGACGUUUUUUUUUUCGCGGAUAAUUCGGGAGAGUCAUUGAGGUCACUAAUAGACCAGUAUUCGAAUGGGUUGUGGUUGCAUCGUUGUCGUCUGAAGAACAUCGACGAGGAGUGUUGAUUUCGUGUCACAUGUAAAUACUUAUCGUGCGUCUCUAUUCGUUUAUGUGUCCUCUGUUUGUUUCCUUCUUGAUAACGAACCGUUAAGUAGUUCGCUUUUUACCUUCGGAGCAGCUGAAAGAUCGCUUGAUAGUGAUGCUAUGGCUAGAGCGUGUGCAGCUGCAGGAGUCGUUUGAUCGUUCAUUCUUCGUCGACCUCAUAUUUCUUCUCGUUUUCCGUAGUUUUCUAUGAAAGGCUUACAACAGCACAAUUAGAAGAACAAAGUCAAACUCAAAGAAGGUAUUGCGAACGUUUCAGUCGAGAGGCCGUCGUUUCUGGUUUCAUUUUCUGAAGUGGGAAUUCGACUUUCUUUCCAUUCUUUACCGACGUCGACGCGUAGGCCCCUAGUGCGCGUCCGGAGGAAAUCAGCGAGGUUAAAUUGGAUAAAGUUUCCCGCCAAGACGUCGCCAUGGCUGGCGCGUUGCAGCACGUGAAGUCGCACGCGAGUCUGUUGGUCUGCUGUACCCACCUCUCGGCUAUCUUGUCGUUUUUCCUGUGCUUCUACUUUUCCGUCGUCGACAUGGAAAACUGCCCGGCUACCGCCAGCAAAAGGAUACCCGAACUCCCGCGAAGAGGUAAGUCCUGUCUGUACACACAUUUUGCCGAAUUUUAAAUCUAAUGUAGUACACGAAGAAAUUGGACGCAUAGAUGCAUAGUGCCUACUUGUUUUCUUUGGCCGGCCUGGUGGACCAGAGUCGAGGCUGUUCAUUUUCAAGCAUGCGCUCAAACAAAAAAUUAAAUACGAACAGUAAUUAGCAGUCCGGUAUUACCAGAGACGAAAGUGCCGCGAGAAAGCUUGCUGACUGCCCCAAGCUACCAAGAUGGUGACAGUGCCCAGCAGCCCAAAUCCGAAUUGGAAGAUGCAUUUUUGAAGACAUAUGCCGCUGCAAAAGGCCAGAUUCAUACACGCUUCCCUCUGGGAUUUUAGAAUGUGUUUAAAAUACCAAUUGGUUUGGGAUCCUGGGAGCCGUCUUUUCACUUUCAUACCUGCAUCAUAUGUAUCUGCAUAGCGGGGUGGUAUGCUGGUCGCGUGUUUGAGUCCUCGACUUUGUGGAUGUUCAUAUGACGGACGAUCGCUGGUGCCUGCGGGUACGCGUAGACGGCCCGGAGAAGACGAAUUUGCGUCGGCGUUCCGCACGCGCGCAGAAGCAAAGGUAACCUGUUCUUCAAAGGAAUUUUCAAUAGCGACAAACAUUUUGAUUUUUCGAGUGCUAUUACUGUGAGUUGUCUCUGCUUUAUGUUUAUGUUUUCAUUUUGAUUUAAACAAGGUACGUAUACAACUCGGAGCGGUACGAGGCUGCGUCAAAAUGCACCAGUACUUCGGUAGCUGCGCAUAGGUCGGCUGUUGGGCGGAGGGGCCCACUGAGUGUCGCGCUCGAUUACUACAUCCCGAGCCUGUCUGUAUCUAUGCUCGUACCACGCCGAAUUCUGGACGACCUGGAAGCUCGCCGAAAUCCGCGGAACACGCAGGAGCAGUUUGCUUCCAUGUUGUUCGCUGGGAAUUUUGGAAGUACCUGCUAGCAGCUCACGCGAGUUAUUCAUGUAUCAGUGAGAGUUACAACGUCUGUCCUUCUCUAGUUCCACGACUUCGAGGUUGCAUUUAUCAAACGUCAAAAAAAGUAGAAAAACUAUAUUUUGUACCAAAUCCAAACACAAACUGUCCUCAAACUAAAUGUAGCAUGAAACCGCAUGAGUUAAAUGAUGUAUCUUGAAUAAAGAUUUUGAUUUCCCCAGUUGUACGUAACCCCAUACAAAAACCGUUGAUUUUGAAAGUUUUGACCCUACGUAGAAGGACUCACGCUUCACACCCCGGUCCUUCUUUUCAGAUGCUCUCACAGCCAUUUUUAGGUAACGAGUUGGAAUACUGUCAACGGCUCGACUUUCGUUCUUCUCUCUCGACUACAAUGAAUGUGUAUUUUGAAAAGUAGCAAAGCGUUUUUUUUCUGACGCGUACGUAAACGUAUCAUGCUGAGUACACACCGACGCACAAGAAAGUGCCCUUGCAAAUUCGAUUAUUCCUUCGGGCUUUCAAUUGGUAUCUUAGUGCUUCAACGAUGAAUCAGCACGAUUCGACGCGCCUAUCAGUCUUGAUCGAACCACAGUCAGAUCGUGGAAAUAUGCGACUAGUUAGUUGAUGGGUAAAGAGUAUUCAGUGCUGGAGUCAUUCAAUAUUUGGCUCUGCUUCUCGUUUCCGAAUUUUAUUUUUAUUCGUGUUAAUACAGUCCCGCAGUCGCAAACAAAAACAUCCCCAUUAUGGUUGUUGUCUGCGUAGUACAAACCGUUUCUAUUGUAUUGACCCUGUGGCAGUCCCUUUCGGUUUCGCUCUCCGUCUCUCCGUAAUAGAAACUGUGUGCUUGUAUGAAAAUCAUAUUUGAAAGUUGCGCGGAAAGUGAUACUUCUCUCUCAUCCUUCUGCUGUAACUUGUUUCAGUAAAAAUUUACGAGCGGCAGCCCCCUUGUCGUCAAGUAGUCUUAUCUACACUUUCUGUACCUGUACCUCCGCCUCUCAUUUUUCCUUCUAAUGUAAAAAAUGACGUCCCGUGUAGUCCUAGUUUCAUCUUGAUGCGCUAGCCAUGCAAACGCUGACAUCCUAUGCAAUUUGUUAGAGAAACAGAAUGGGUAUGGUUAUGGAGUAAAUUAUGGGCUACAAAAUCCGUAGUUCCUUCGUGGAUCUACUCAU